Vitis riparia (riverbank grape) is the source of this 468-nucleotide messenger RNA. RefSeq lists its product as uncharacterized. The record is from RefSeq and is a predicted model, not a curated record. NCBI's taxonomy places the organism in Eukaryota, Viridiplantae, Streptophyta, Magnoliopsida, Vitales, Vitaceae. Bases 1 to 468 code for a protein of 155 amino acids. The transcript has a single exon.
AUGGGCAUUUGCUCUUCCUCCCAUCUCAUGAGUAAAAAUGGAAGGUGCCUGAGUUGGCCUUCCACAGCCAAGAUUAUUCACUUGGAUGGGAGGCUACAGGAGUUCUUACACCCAAUCCAAGCAGGCCUGAUCCUCUCCCAGAACCCCAACUGCUUCCUCUGCAGCUCAGAAUCCAUGUUCAUCAACUCCCAUGCACCUCAGGUUCCUGACAAAGAAGAGCUGCAGUUAGGCCAAAUCUACUUCCUCAUGCCACUCUCCAAGUCACGUUCACCCCUUUCUCUCCAGGACUUAUGUAUACUAGCGGUCAAGGCCAGCGCUGCAAUUGCCCACCCCAACACCGCCCAUUUGGCAAUCAAAACUGGCCGUGCCGCCUUCCCUUCUGCAGCUCAGGGAUACUGCAACGUGCCAUCUGGGCUUGGCAUCAACUCCCACACCGGCGGAGACAGCGGCCGCGGGAUUGAGUUCUGA